UCAAUAUUUUUUUAAAAUUAUAUUUUGACAUACACUGUACUAUACAUAUAAUGAUCGCACAUAUUUAAAUAACAUAUUAAUUAAAUAAUUUCACCGUAAAAAGUAAGUUACAGAGUUGUGAAUCCGCGUGACAGAGAUGUAUUCAUACAAAAUCAUUAUGUCUCCCGCUACAUGAGCGUGCGUGUUAUCUAUAAUAUUACGAAAAAAAUAUAUUAUGACACAAAAUGUAAAAAUAUCCUAUAUCUCUUUAAUAUAUUACCUAUCGUGUAACAGUAAUAGUUAUUUUUUAAUACUAUCAAUAAAAUUAUUAAAAAACUUCAAAUACUCGUCUCCCUCUACCUAAUGUUUUGCGUGGUAAAUUCUGUCACGUGGGUUGUCAAACGAAAUACGCGCUGUUGCCGCUCGUCCUUGUAGCAUGCGACCCAAGGAUAUUACCCCUUCCCCCCCUCCGUAUGUGUUCCCAUCUGCAAACAGAAGGCAGCGCCUCAGUCGCCCAAACGCAGUGUCAGGACGCGCGUGUGUUUAUUCGGCUACCGCUUCGUUACAUAGUAUCUAAAUGAUAACAGAAGAUUCCUUAUUUUCUAUUACCAGAUAACAUCAUGGUGAAACAAAAGCCAUUAACAGCAGCAGAAAGACAAUGGAUUUGUCGCGCGAAACGAAAUAAUGACCCUGAGAAAGUAGCUGAAGUAAAGCGCAAAGAUUUAGAAAGAUACCAUGCUCGAAAAAAGUUAGUGGCUGAUAUGAGCGAGCGAGAACAUCGAAUUCAAAAGCGAAGAUGGCAAGAAGCUAAUAAAAAAAGAAGGGAGAAGAAAAAGAUACUUGAAGAGGUACUUUUGAACACACCGGCUCCAUCACCAAUACCAGAAAGUCCAAGAGUAACUCCAUGUGCAACACCGACUCUUUCUGAAGUAUCAAUGCGCAGUUCCAGUGGAAGAAAAAAAUGAAAAGAGAUAGAACGAAGUUAUACAGAGAUAAUGUUAAGUUUCAAGAAAAAAUAAAACAGAGAAAAAAAUUCGAAAAUAUAAGAAAAGAUUGCAGAGAAAAUCAAAAAAAGACAGCAGCAAAAAAGAGGAAAAUAAUAGUCAGAAUACAAAGAAGUACAACGUUCUAUCUAAUGCCAUUAAAGAACGAUACAAGACUGUCAAAAGUCGAAGAGAAAAACGCCUCAUUCAAUCGGUUUUCCAAACCCGUAUCGUAAAAGAGUCUCGAGUGCAGAUCGAAUUAGUAAGAGAUGCAAUAGGCGUAGACCGACCUUUAACAUACAAGAGCGUUCUACCAAAGCAUACUGAUCUUGUACGAAAGAUUCAUCGGUUCUUUUUGCGGGAUGAUGUAACGAGGGCUAUAGCUGGCAAGAAGGAAACUGUUACUUACAAAAAAAAGAAAGCACAGAAAAGAUUUUUAUUGGACUCCAUGAAAAACCUGUAUAAAACGUUCUUGAAAGAAAAUAGUGGCCUCAAAUGCCACUACAGCUACUUCACUAAACAUAGGCCAUUUUAUGUGAAGCCACCUACUGUAGAUGGAAGAGAUACAUAGGUUUUUCGAAGAAUACGGAUUUCGUAAAAUAUCCUGGAACUUUUUUGAAUCAGGGCAUGGGAAAGGAGCUGCUGAUGGUAUUGGAGGGACAAUCAAACGGCAAGCUGAUGCCAUAGUUGCUAGAGGAAACGAUAUUGCAGAUGUGUUCCAAUUCUUUUCCGCGCUCAAAGAUGCCAACAAAAUUACACUGUUUAUGGUGACAGGCGAAGACAUCGAAAAGGUAGCAGCAACGAUUCCUAGUAACAUUGUGCCCCUAAAAGGAACAAUGCAGGUCCACCAAAUGUUCACAGAAAAUCGUGGAAUCUUAAAUCAUAGGGUAUUAAGCUGCUUUUGUGAUCAAUUCUGUUCUUGCCAUGCUCCUAAAACUUAUCGACCUCUGCCUGGAAUCCAAGAACAACAAAAUACUGUGGACGAGUUUUUAUCUAAUGAAAAAGAAGUUGCUGUAAUUCACGAUAAGGAAGGUUUGAUGCUCGCAGAUAUUACAAAUACAAUUAGGAUGUCCCGUAAAAGUAUUUUCGAUACUGUAUAUGGCCCAGAUGAAUCAACCGAUGAAGAUCAACCUUUAGCCACGCUUAAAACGAAAAAAGAUCUAGCUGAUCAAACUGCCGUCUGUGGUACUUCUUAUCAAACGCUCCAGCCUGAAGAUAUUCAUCCAAUGAAUAUAAAAGACGGAGUUUAUGUAUUGGUUAAAGUACGUAGCUCGCGGAACAUUCAGUACACUUACGCUGGAGUAGCAAAAAAUGUUGUCGAUGAAGAAGGCGAAGUCAUGGUAAUGUUCCUAAAAUCAGUUGAUGACAGUGGAAGGCUGUUUAAAUUAGUGGAGAAUGACAUAUCGGAUGUUCCUUUUGAUGAUUUGAUUAGUCUUACCGGCUCCAAAUGUCAUUAAAAAGGGGAAGAGACAAUUUUUCCAAUUCGAAGAGCCACUGUCAGUAUUCGAAAAAUGACUGAUUAAUUAUUAAGCUAUUGUUAUGAAGAAUGUUUUAUUUUUUGCGAAUUUAAAUUUGUUGUCAAGUUAGACUGGAUUUUUUAUUUAGUUUAGAGUGGAUAGUCAUUUAAUUUACCAAAUUACUAAUUACUUUUGAGAGGCUCUCACGACUCUA
Messenger RNA from Plodia interpunctella (Indianmeal moth), 2633 nucleotides. RefSeq lists its product as uncharacterized. The transcript is spliced from 2 exons. Bases 1517 to 2419 code for a protein of 300 amino acids. The record is from RefSeq and is a predicted model, not a curated record. Lineage: Eukaryota; Metazoa; Arthropoda; Insecta; Lepidoptera; Pyralidae.